UUUUAUCUAUAGAAUGCGUUCAUUCAACCGUUCUGAUCGGUCGCAGUCUUAUCAAAUCGAUUCAGCUUGAGAGACUCACGCACGCACACACACGCAAGUGGGCUCGACAACGCUUGUGGCUGGGUUGGUUCUCAUCAAGGUAUUUAGUCGUCUAGCGGCACUUCGAGGCAUCGGUUGGAUACACGUGAAGCUAUUUUGGGUUGUUAUUAUGGACCGUGCCAGCCUAUUUAUCGGUGAUAAUCAUGAGAGCACCUUUAGCUUUGACGAGACGCUGCCACCGCUGCCGUUGCCCGAGCUGAGGGAUACACUGCAACGUUACUAUGCCGGCUUGCGGCCCUUUGGCACGGACCAGGAGCUGGCCGAGACGAGGCGCAUCAUUGCGGAGUUCGAGACGGGCAUUGGAGCCAAAUUGCAGGAGAAGCUGAAGGAGCGCGCGGCUCGCAUGAAGAACUGGAUGGGCAGCUGGUGGGAGGAUUAUGCCUAUCACACGAUGCGUCUGCCAUUGUUGCCCUAUCAAAUCAUGUCCAUGCCCUGCCAGCUGUGCCAUGUGGGCGUGCCCGAGCGACCAGAUUACAUGCUCAAGAGUCUCGCUCGACAAAUUUAUCACUCGCUGGAGUUUUGGGAUCUGGUGCGCAAUGAGAACAUCAGGCCUCUCUCUUCGAACGGCGGCCGGGUCAAGUACUCCUCGGCACUGUAUAAGCAGUUCUAUUCGACGUCGCGUGUGCCGGGCGAGGAGCAGGAUCACAUUGAGAAGCACUUUCUGACCAAGACCGAGGGACGCACACCGACGCACCUGACCAUCACGGGCAAGGGUCGCCAGUUCACGUUUAAUUGUGUGCACGAGGACGAUUCCAUUCUAACGGCGCCCGAGAUCCUAGUUGCCUUGCAGCGGAUACGCAGCAUGCUGGACUAUGAGCCGGAGGGCGAUGGCGUGCCCGCGCUCACCCACGACAACCGCACCAGCUGGGCCAAGAACCGCAAGCACCUGUUGAACCUCUCGGAGGCGAACAAGCAGAAGCUGAAGCUGGUGGAAAGCUCCUGCAUAGACGUCUGCUUCGACGAGCAUCAGCCGCAGAACACAGAGGAGUCGUCACAGCUGUGCAUCUAUGGCGACUAUCAUUCACGCUGGGGGGAUCGCAGCAGCUGCAUCAUCGCCUUCAAGAACGGACACUAUGUGUUUACGGGCGAGCACAGCUGCUACGAUGGAACGGUCAGUGCCAGCUUUGCGACGUUUAUGCAGCUCAGUUUCCUGGAGGUGCCCGAGCCGAACUGGAAUGAGGCCAAUGGAACGAAAGUGGUGGAAGUGCAGGAGCUUAAGUUCGAUCUGGAUGAUACACUCAAGUCGGAGAUUAAGCGCGUACUCCAUGAGAUCGAUGAAAGGGGCAUCGAUGUCAUCGUUACCUUUGAGGUGUUUGAUGAUUAUGGCAAGGACUUCAUGAAGACUCAGAAGCUGCACCCCGACUCCUUUGUCCAGGUGCUCAUGCAAUGGGCGUACUACCAGAUGCACCAGGAGAUUGCACCCACUUAUGAGACGGCACUGAUGCGUCACUUUUACAAUGGACGCACGGAGACGCUGCGGUCCUGCACGAAUGCUGUCUACGAAUUCCUGCUGGCCUCCGGCAACAAGAAUACAACGGAUGAGCAGCUGGUUAGGGCGUUUCGCGCCGCUGUCAUGGAUCAUCGACAUCAGAUGGACGAGGCACGCAAGGGUCAUGGCAUAGACAGGCAUCUCUUCGGGCUGUGGUGCGCGGCCUAUGAGAACAACCUGGACAUACCCGCUCUGUAUGAUGAUCCGCUCUAUGCCAAGGCCGGCGGCGGUGGCAAUUUCGUCCUAUCCUCCAGCACGCUGGGCUUUACGCCCAACGUGGGCUUUGUGGCGCCCAUGACACUGGAUGGCUAUGGUGUCUUCUAUUCGAUUACCUCGGAUGCCGUCUACAUGAACUCGACUGCCUAUCGGGACAGCAUCAAGAGCAGCGCACGCAAAUUCAAUAUCAUCUUCAUGGAGUCGUUCCGUCGCAUUCGCCGGCUGCUAGAGCAGCAGCAAAAUGAUUCGAAGUUGUAAACUGCCAAGCGACGAGAUAUAUAUACACCAGUCAGCUUUC
Messenger RNA from Drosophila arizonae, 2102 nucleotides. It is a transcript of the gene CROT, whose product is annotated as Carnitine O-octanoyltransferase. Lineage: Eukaryota; Metazoa; Arthropoda; Insecta; Diptera; Drosophilidae. Gene Ontology annotation, cellular component: peroxisome. Gene Ontology annotation, molecular function: carnitine O-octanoyltransferase activity. The record is from RefSeq and is a predicted model, not a curated record.